This is a messenger RNA of Trichoplax adhaerens, 402 nucleotides long. RefSeq lists its product as uncharacterized. Lineage: Eukaryota; Metazoa; Placozoa; Uniplacotomia; Trichoplacea; Trichoplacidae. The transcript is spliced from 4 exons. Bases 1 to 402 code for a protein of 133 amino acids. The record is from RefSeq and is a predicted model, not a curated record.
AUGGCAACUUGCAGUCGGAAAUUAGCAAGUAGUAUUAAAGUACUUUGUGGCAUUGCUGUAUUAUUUAGUUUAGUCCAGUUGGUAAUUACCGCUAUUAGCUUUACCAAACCUUGUCCAAUCGGGCUCUAUUUCACUAGUUACACUCAAUAUGGAAAUGGUUUUUGGGUUGGAGGACCGAUAUUUUUAUUAUCCGCGUUUAUCACUUAUGUUGCCCAACACUCAUACUUUUCUACAAGGAGGGUUGUUUGCGUGAAGGCGGCUGCAUAUUUAUGCGUAGCAUGCAUCAUCGGCGGAGUUGUGAAGAAGCAACCCAUAUCUUCGUACGAGAAUAGCGCUCGAACAAGUAAUACAUUAGAAAAGGACAGCGAAGCGGGCAUACAGGAUGCCAAUGCAACCACCUAA